AUGUCAAGUGAAAAUGAUUUGGCUCAUCACUAUAAGGUGUUGAAGCAGUUUCUUGACAUAUCGGAUGAUCUGAACUCAAGAUCUCAAUCAAAUAGUAAUCGAGCUAUCAAAGCCAGAGAAAAAUUAUUGAAAUUAUCCCCUGCUCAAUUUAAAGAAUUAAGUACCGAUGUUUAUGAUGAAUUGAAAAGAAGAAUUGAUGAAUCGAGAGGUGAACCAGAUUUCUUAUUACCUAAAUCAUCGUUCCACCCAAAGAGAAAUCAAGCAAGACAUAAAUUAGCUUCUUUACCUCAAUCAAGAUUUAAAGAUUUGGUUUCUGAUAUUUCUUACGAAAUUGAAAGAAGAGAUUUGCAUACCCCUUCUAAUACAAGUCCUACUAAAUCAGAAUCUUCUAAUCAUAAUCAUCAAGAUUCAAUUGAUCAUUCUUCGCCAACUAAAUCAUUAAAUUCAAAUCAUCUGCAUAAUCAAAAUCAAAAUCAAUCAAUUAACAUACAACCUAAGACAGUUGUGCCUACCAAAGCAAAUUUAACUUGGUCAAGUGAUGAAGAAGAAGAAGAAGAAGAAGAAGGUGAUGAAGAAAAUAAAGCUGCUGCAGAUUUGAAAAAUGAUUUACAAAAUAAAAAUAUUAGUCAACGUUCUCUUCAUAGUAAUCAAUCUUCACAAUCUCAAGAUGUUAAAUUAUUAAUGGAAGAAGGCUCUAAAAUGGAUAAAUUAAUUACUGAAUUGAAAACUGAACUAAAUGAAUCUAAAAAUAGCUAUCAAGAAUUAUCAAAUAAUCAUCAAUCUUUACAAAAUGAAUUAGAUCAAUUAAUUGGUGAUAAAAAAUCUUUAAAUAAUCAAAUUGAAAACCUUCUAAUAGAAAAACAAAAUUGGAAAAGAAAUUCUCAACCCGAUGAAAACGUUUUAAAAGAAUUAGAUAAUUUAAAAUCAUUAAAUGCUUCAUUAAGAUUAGAAAAUCAAUCUUUAAAAAAUUCUCAUUCAAAAGAUAUCAAUCGUAAUUCCAAAAAUAUGUUAUCUUCAUCUCCUUCAAACUCUUUUGAUCAAUCAAAUGAUUUGAAAAAACAAUUGGAAAUCUUUUAUGAUAAAUUAUCUCAUUUAGAUAAUCCAAAUAUUAAUUCUAAUCCUAAUUUAUCUUUAAAUACUAAUGAACUAACUCAAUUGAAAAAUGAAGUCAUCAAAUGGCAAAAAAGAUAUGAAGAUUCUAGAUCAAAUAUUAUUAUUGCUGAUUUGGCUAAUUUAUCAUUUAGUGAUCAUGAAUUAAAAUCGUUGGUUUCUCCAACUGGGUUGGUUUCAAUGAAGUUGGUUGCGGAUUUACAAGCUUCAAUCGAAUCAUUCUUAUUAUAUAUUAAUGAAUCAUCUUUUGAUUCAGAUUUAUUAUUUGAUAAGAUUUCAAGAAUUUCUAUUUUAUCAAAUGAAGUUGCUACUCAAGGUGAUGCCGGUUCUUUAAAUUCAAAUGAACAAUCAGUUUGCCUUCGUGAAUCAACUAGUCAUGCAUUAACUGCAACUAGAUAUUUUGCUCUUUAUUCAUCCCUUUUACCAAAAAUUGUUAUUGAUCGUGCUUUAAGUGAAAUUUGUUUUACUCUUUGUGAUUUGGUUAGUGUUUCAAAAUUAAAUAGUGAAUCAAUUAAUUCAACCAUUAUAGAUUCAAGUAUUAUUCAAGCAAAUAAAAAUUUGAAUAAUAAUAAUAAAAAAAAAGAUGAAGUAAUGGUCAAACCUUUAAGAAUCACUAAUAAAUUAAGGGAAUCUCAGUCAAAUGAUUCGAAUUCACCUAAAAAUUUAUAUCUCAACACUAAUGAUUCAUUCAAUAAAAGAAGUGUUUCUAAUUCUUCUCAAGCUUCACCUUUAAAUAAUGGUGAUUCUUAUAAAGUAACUCCUCAAUCCGCUAGUUAUAAUGGUUCAACCGAUAAUCAACCUUCUAGAUCUUUGGAAAAUAAGGCUUUAACUAAUCAAAAUUUAUCAAAUUUUCAAAAUGAUAAAGCUUCAAAUGGUGAAUACAUUGCUAGUCCAGUGGCAAGUUUACUUAACAAACAAGCUUCUCCAAAUCGUUCAAUUAAUAAUAACAAUAACCCUUCCCCUUCAAAAGAUGGAAAUUAUUCUGACGUUGGCGAAACUCCAACUAGGAUUGGUGUUUUACCAAAUUCUAUUUCUCCAUUAAGAGAUAAUGAAGAUUCACCAAUUAAAAAUAAAGUUAGGUCAAGUGAUACUUCUUUUGAUAAAAGCCCAAAAGGCAGUAAUUCAGUUAAAUCAUUAGCUUCCAAAUUUAAUGAAUCCGAAAAUAAUUCUCCUCAAGAAUUAUCACCAAGAGGUAAAGCUAACUUACAAUCUAAAGUUGGCGAUUCAAUUUCAAAUAAAUCUUCUCCAACUUCUCGUGGUAUUUUUGAUCGCGUAAAGAAAUUCGAAAGCCCAACUGAAGAAUCAAUCAAAAAAGAAUCCCCUUUUAGAUCUUCUCCAAGUCAGUCAAUUGCCAGUAGAAGAAGCUCAUUAGGCCUUGAAGGUGAUGAAAGUGUUGGUCAAAUUAAAAAUAGUCCUUCACAACAAUUCUUAGUGAAUCGCUCAUCGCUUGAAGUUAAAGAUAGCAAAGAUACUCUGUUAUCAGAGCCAUUUGUCGCUGGUGGUAAUGCCAAUUCUAAAGAUAUUUCUAGUUCCGCCAAUAACGGUGAAUCAUCUCAUGCUACUACAAUUGCAGCUUCUCCUGCUGCCGCCGCUGCCGCCGCUGCCUCGGCAACAGCCGCUGCCACAGCAGCCACUACUGAUACUCCUGACUCUGGUACAUCUACUCAAAGUACUGCACCUGCUUUAAAGCCAAGAGGUCUCUUCCAAAGUAUUAGAGAUAGAUUCACCUCCGAUAAUCAAUCUAAGCCAGCAGAAGAUAACACCUCUGAGAUUUCUGAUAAUGAUAGAAAUGAAGUAAGUACUGAAAAGGCCACUUCAACCGCUGAAACAACUCCGGCAAAGGAUACUGACAUGGACCAGUAUGAUUAUAAUGAUUCACAAGAGACUUCUCCAAGUGAAAGAAGUGAACAAGCCUUUUUUCAAAGCUUCAAAGGUAAAUUAACACCUCAUGAAAAUGGUGAAAAUUUUGGCGCUUCAAGAGCCCCAUCCUCCGCUGCUUCUGAUAUUACUAUACGUCACGACGAUUCUAAUCCUGGUAAUGAAAAUAAUUACUCCAAUCCAUAUAUGAAUAUUCAAAAUCGUUCAGUUAAUGGUUCAAGCUUAAAUGAAUCCCCAGUUAAAUCUGGUAAUACUGAAGCUAACAAAGCUGAUGAACCCGGUUCUUCCAAUUCUCAUGUUGGAUCUCAUAAGGAUGAAACAGAUUAUGCCGAAUCGAAGAAUUCUUCACCUCUUAACUCUGCAGCACAUGCUUCACCAUUGAAGGCAAAUGGCGCAUCACCUUUAAAAUCGUCAGCUCAAGCUUCACCCAUGAAUAAUGGAGCACAAGUUUCUUCACCAUUGAACACUGGAGCACACAUUCCAUCCCCAGGCCAAUCCUCACAAUCUCAAACUUCCCCUUUGAAUGUUGGAAGUGCCAAUAUUGAGUCACCAGCUCAGUCAUCACAAUCUCAAACUUCCCCUUUGAACAUUGCCGGUGGAUCUAGUAUUAGAUCACCAGCUCAAUCGCAACAAUCAAUAGGCAAUGAUUCACCACUCAAUGUUGCCCCUCCUAAUGCUGGAGCUUUUGAUGAUGCAUCAUCCAUCUUUAGUGGACCGACCCCAGACUCAUCAAGUCAAGCCAAAUCUCCAUCGAAUGUUCCUGAAAAGGCAUCUCCAAUAAGUAAGAGUGUUGGUUUUGCUUCUUCUCCUCCAACCCAACAUGAAGCAAAAGAUUAUUCUUCAUCAGAAGAAGAGGAAGAAGAAGAUGACGACGAUGAAGAAGAAGAUGACGACGAAGUUGAGGCUAGACAAAGACAAGAAUACCGUAAAUCCAUGGCUGCUGCAACUUUCAAUAUCGAUCUUUUCGAUAUUGAUGAUCCAGAUAAUACUUUAACACACGUGUUACUUUAUUUGGAACAUCAAACUGUUCAAGUUAUUUCUACCAUUCAAUCAUUACUUUCUGCAAUCAAGAAACCAGAUGCUACUCGUGGAGAAUUACGUGAAAAAUCAAAAGCUAUUACUAUUGUUAUUUCUCAAAUGGCUGAAGCUACUAAUACCUCUAUGAAUCAAACCCGUAACUUCCAAUUGAAGAAACAUGGUAGUUGGGUUGUUACUAGUUUAGAGGACUGUAACCAUCGUAUGAAUAUUUUAUGCAGACCAAACUCUGAUAAGAAUGAUGCUGAUUUUGCAGACAAAAACUUCAAACAAAGAUUGGCAGGUAUUUCUUUCGAUAUUGCUAAAUGUACAAAAGAAUUAGUCAAGACAGUCGAAGAGGCUAGUUUGAAAGAAGAGAUCAGCAACCUUAACGCAAAAUUAAGUCAUGAUGAUUUAACCUAA
Hyphopichia burtonii NRRL Y-1933 is the source of this 4425-nucleotide messenger RNA. RefSeq names its product Spa2p (gene SPA2). The record is from RefSeq and is a predicted model, not a curated record. Gene Ontology annotation, biological process: bipolar cellular bud site selection; invasive filamentous growth; mating projection formation. Gene Ontology annotation, cellular component: mating projection tip; cellular bud neck; cellular bud tip. Lineage: Eukaryota; Fungi; Ascomycota; Pichiomycetes; Serinales; Debaryomycetaceae. The coding region runs from base 1 to 4425 and encodes 1474 amino acids. The transcript has a single exon. Gene Ontology annotation, molecular function: MAP kinase scaffold activity.